AGAGCUGCUUGCUUCUUUCAGCAUUAGUCACAUUUUCAUAUGAAUGGCGUACAAAAUCUCGGCAUUUAUGUUAACUGUAUGUUAAUAACACUGGUACCCUUAUCGAAAUGGAUGACAUUUAUCGUUAAUUACGACGGGUUUGAUAAGGUGAAAGGAUAAAAGUUAACGGAAAUUGGUCGUUAGUCGGAGUGGUGAAAGUUGUAGUUGGAGGAGGCGGGGAAAGUGCGACGAUGCCCAACCAGGAAAUCGCCAUCAUUUUCAAACCCUGGCAAAAAUUAGUAUCGCAGAUUCCAUCCAUCCAAUUUUUAUUACGACAAGCUUUUGGACUGGAAAAAAAAAGUUUUUCGAAAUUUUUGUAAAAUAGUUUCAAAAUUUUGAGGGUAAAAAUAAUAGUAUUUUUUGAGGUUGUGGUGGUUUGUUUUGGUUUGGUUUGGUGGGUGCAUGUUAUUUGAGAGAGGAGUGAAUGAAACUGAAAAGAAAAGCACUUGACAAUACUAAAUAUAAAUAAAUCAACAAUCAUUAUUACAGUUAUAUCAGAUUGUACAAGGUUUGAUAUGAUUUACGAGUAAUUAUUUACAUAAUAAGAAUAACAAUGGCCUUAUGCUGACCUGACCUGAGAAGGAGAAGAUAUGAGAUAAGAUUCAAUACAUUUAAUAACGUCAAGGGAGAAACUCGAGUCAUCAAGCUAACAAUAGUUCAAAAUUGUAAAGUCACAUAACAUAACCUUAUCACAUCAAUAAGAAGAAAGAAAGCACUGAAGAAUCAAUACUUGAUUAUUACCUUAUGUUAUUAGUGUGAAGGACAGGUCAGAGUGCUCAAGAAGAGGGACAUAACAUAACACAAUUGUUACAUAACAAACCAUCCAAAGCGAGAAUAAAGAGUGAUAAAACGAGAAGUAUUCAGUUGAAUCGUAGUAAAUUUCAAGUGUUCUAUAUUGGUGAAUAAAUCACUGUUGAGAGAGCUGAUAUCAUCCAUUGUAUUCAGCAGCAUUUAAAUAUUUGUAAACUGUAAAUAUAUACUAGAUUCAAAAAUGUUUUGGAGCAGCGCAACAACCUCUUCGAACAUUGAUCAAGUUCUUGACGAUGCGGGUGUCACAUUACAGAAAGUUCUCGAGCAGGAUGAAGUUCUUCAAGAGUUACGAGCAAUGAACAAAAAGUUGGUUGAAUUUCUCUCCCGACCUGAAAGUCUGAACGGAAUGAUUGAUCUAAUCACCACCGAACCUUCACCCGACACGCCUCUUGCGUCCCAGUACAAACUUCCAAAUGUGGCUUGCGAAAUCCUCACUAGCGACAACUCCUUUAUCGAAAAAGUCACCGGAGACAAACUCCACUUAGAAAAGCUCUUCUUCUUCUUUCGCGACAAACCCAUUCCCAUAAACCCCCUCCUCGCGUCGUAUGUAUGUCGCGUGCUGAGCGAAAUUAUAACCAGGAAACUAGAACAGAACUGGUACUCUUAUCAGUUAAAUCUCAUCCAAAUUAUGGGAUAUCUCCAGUCUGAAGCCGGCGUGUUAUCCUGGCUCUUAAAUCAUUUGGAUUGCUCAGCCGUUUGCGAAUUCUUUUUUAAACUUAUGCUAAACGUGGAGGGACAGGAUAUGCGGAAUUCGCUUUACGAUUGGUUGGUAGAAAAAGAGAGGCUCAUAUUGAGGAUUAUGGAAAAGAUGACGAGACACGAGUUAGAAGAGGUUCAUGCCAAUGUGUCACGACUAGUGGGGGAUUUGCUUUACGCCUUCCAGGAUGAGAUAAUCAACUCAUCGCAAGACAGAAGUACAGAGUGUGACCCAUUCUUGCUCGCCUUAAGGAGUCACGAGACUAUUACAACCUUGCUAAACACGUUAUUUACACCAGAUGCCAUAUGUGAAAUGUCGAUAAUGCACGGACUCGACCUCGUCCUCUCCCUCCUCGGAGUGACUCGAAGAUCUCCUCGUCAAUCCGGCCGAAACGACUCCUUGGACGAAAACAACGAAGGAAUUAUUUUAUCCGAAGCCGUGAAAGGUGAACUCCUGGCAAGAAUGCCCACCUUGUUGAACCUGCUCCAGUCUCCCGUAGAUCCUAACCCACUCCCCAUGUCUUACGGCCUCCUAGAGAAACCUGUGGGGUUGGGGAGACUCGCAAUAGCGAAAUUCAUUGCUCACUUGUUUACUCUAAAUGACGACGAGCUCAACAUGGGGAUGAUUCAGUCUGGCGUGCUGUCCCAACUGCUCGAACUUUUUUGGACAAACCCCUGGAACAACUUUUUGCAUCGGUAUGUCUGCAAAAUCAUGAUCUGCAUCGCAUUGUCCGCCCAACUAUCGCCGGGUUCUGCAGCCUAUCUUGUGGAAAUGGGCGUAUUUAAGAAAAUUCUGGAAGUGUUUGAAAACAAGGAGCUCAAAUGUGGCUUUAGAGGUCAUCUCGCUAAAGUGGCAUCUGCCUGGGGCGAAUCAUCUACUGUAGAGACCGACGGCCCCAACAUAAUCAAAGACUUGAUGCAAAAAUUAGAGGAAACGGAUCCGGACUUUCAUGCGAAAUGGGAUGUAUUUUAUUCUGACACACUUGAAAAUUACUUUUCUUCCGAGAAAGUCCUCCUCGCUGGUGUUCACCCGCCUGCGUCCGGCAUCUUAUCUUCGGGUGCAGGGGUUGCGCUGCCUUAUGGAAAUAAUGACACGGACACUUCCUUCUCCACCGGGUCUGGUGCAAUGCAAUGGAUGGGAUUCACGACGGCAUCAGACUGCAGAGAUAGUAUCAUGAAUGUCGAUUUUGACACGGCAGAUUCCCUCCUUAACCUGUCCAUUGGAGGAGGCUGUGGGGAUGACUCACCCUCCUCUAAAGCCAAAUCCAUGUUUGAAAUGUUUUGCAAUGACAAGACAAAUUCUUUUGACGAUGAUGACGAUGACGAUGAGGAUGACGACAGUAGAAAAAAGAAUUCCUUCGACCUUAGCUCACCCGAUAGCGACUCUCUCGAGGAGGAACAUAAUAAAUGGACUGAUCACGUGCAUUCAUCAUCAACAAGGGGUGUUAACUUGAGUAACACUACAACUGCAGUUGGCGGUGGCGGCGGCUACGAUGACGACAUUUUCUCUAUACCACCAUCAGAUCAAGGCACAGCGAAAAGUCCACCAAUCUCUAUUCCGGAAGGAUUAGGAGUUGAUCCUUGGUCAAAUUUGGAACCAUCAACAUCGAAUCCUGCUGGAGGAGCAGUAGGAGAAGGCGAGGAGGAGGACCCUUGGGGAAAUCCUGACUUGCUUUUUAAUUCUGCAGCUGCAAGUGGUGCUCUUGGCGAGGAACAAGAUAUACCUAACCCUCUUGCGCCAUUUGAAAAUACCCCUCCCGUCGUCAUAGACUGGGCAAAGUUCGACCAGAUUGUCCCUAAAGAAAUCGGCCCAGAAUGUAUACCUUUGGAUGAUGGUAGUAGUAACAUUAAAAAUGGAGAACAGCCGGACGAUGGCGAUGAGUGGGCAAACUUCGAAUCAGCACCUUUCACUCCAAAAAAGGAGGAAGAAAAAGUCGAGAAAACCGAUGAAGAAAACAACCCUUCUUCCGCAGUAGUGUCAAAUAUUAUAGUUGAAGUAGACGAUGGGGAUCAGAUUGAAGUUGGUAGUAUCGUGGACGUGGACGUCGUGGUAGACGUCGUCAAAGUAGAAGACGUUGUCCCUGAGGAGGAUGUCCAGCAAUUCCAGUCACCUACAGCCAAAGAUGAAACUAAAACCGUCUCUUCUUCGCAACAACAGCAACAAGAAGUGUCUGCUACCAACUAACAAAUAGCUGUGCUUAAUGACAAGAAAUUAUUUAUUGCUUUGUUUCGAUAACGUCAGGUCAAGUAUAGUAGGUCGAGGUAGUAGACAGGCAUGAUCCACCUAAUUACUUACACCACCAUCCGGAUCGAACUGGACAUCAUAAUUCGAAGCGUAUCUUAUCUUCUAUAUAAUAUAUUUAUAAAAAUAUAUAAAUCAACAUCACCAGGGUCUCAUAAUUUUGAUGAAUGAAAUUGAAACGGUGUGAAAUAAUGCUGAAUGAAUAAUGGUUUCGUUUCGUUUUAUUGUCUCAGUUUAUAUUAUUAUUAUAUUAUAUUAUUAUUAUCGAUUACUAUCACGUACGUACAACAACCAAUUACGACAACACACUUUUGUUUGUUUUUUCCUAAUUCUAGUGAGUGAUUACGUGAUUAUUAGAAUCAAUCAGUGAUAAAAUAUUAUAUUCAUUGAUCCCCUGGUACUAUUGAGUGCAGUAAUUAUUAAACCUGUAAGCAGCAGCAGCAGUUUAGUAGAGUUGAGUGAUAUGUACACGACAUGCAUUUGAUUGCCUUAAAAUUAUUAUUAAAAAUAAUUAAAUGUUCGUAUUUAAUUGAUGAUGAUUAUUAAUGUAUUUGUGGGUGUGACUUUCACCCUUUUUGCCUUUCCAUCGUGUGGGAUUUUUUGUCUUGUCGACUUUAAUGUUAUUAUUAUGAUUGCAUUUUCCUCUGAUCUUUAUUGCGAGCAUGUUAUGUUACAAAGUGCGUGUUUUGUGUCUUUUAUUAGUAUGUCAUGUAAUUAAACAGAUUGCAGAGAUUGUUACAAAAAAAAUUGAGUUUAGUUAACCAUGUGCCCGAGAACUGAGCCUCUUCUUACUAUUAAAAACUCUCGUCUUGUGAGUAUCGCAAAAUUAUCAUCAUCCAAAAGAAAAAAAGUGUAGAAUAGAUUAUACUGCUACUACUUAUACUUAACUAUAUAUAUAUCUAUAGUAUAUAUAUGGUUUAGACAUCGAGGAGAGUGGUAAGAAUGAACAAUAAACUGUGAUUUGAUUUUCCUUUAUUGCUUCAAAUAUAAAUAUUCUGACAUUGGAAUAAAUGUACAAAAAUGAAAAA
Messenger RNA from Folsomia candida, 4815 nucleotides. It is a transcript of the gene fmt, whose product is annotated as serine/threonine-protein phosphatase 6 regulatory subunit 3-A. Gene Ontology annotation, molecular function: protein phosphatase regulator activity; protein phosphatase binding. Lineage: Eukaryota; Metazoa; Arthropoda; Collembola; Entomobryomorpha; Isotomidae. Gene Ontology annotation, cellular component: nucleus; cytosol. The coding region runs from base 1031 to 3730 and encodes 899 amino acids. The record is from RefSeq and is a predicted model, not a curated record. The transcript is spliced from 9 exons.